Messenger RNA from Saxophila tyrrhenica, 1506 nucleotides. RefSeq lists its product as uncharacterized. Gene Ontology annotation, biological process: protein localization to plasma membrane. NCBI's taxonomy places the organism in Eukaryota, Fungi, Ascomycota, Dothideomycetes, Mycosphaerellales, Extremaceae. The record is from RefSeq and is a predicted model, not a curated record. The transcript is spliced from 3 exons. Gene Ontology annotation, cellular component: plasma membrane. The coding region runs from base 1 to 1506 and encodes 501 amino acids.
AUGUGGUAUCACGUCUCCGAGCCGAACAGCUACCUCGCUGUGACCGGCUUGAACAUCGACAAAGUCCGCAUCUGCAAGAAGACCAUAGUAUGGCCACUGCAAAAGGUCACCAAGCUCUCGAUCACUCCAUUCGACUUUUCCAUGAGUUUGCAAGCGAUGACAUCUGAGAAGCUGCAGUUCUCGCUUCCGGCCGUCUUCACCAUCGGGCCCCUCGACGAAGUCGAAGCUUUGACAAAGUACGCUGUUCUACUUACCGGAGACUCGGAUGGCCGUGUGCAAACGAAGAGCGGCACGGUCGCUACAGGUCGCAACCAUGUGCAGGAUAUCGUGAAAGGCAUCAUCGAAGGCGAAACGAGAUCGAUCGUUUCGAACAUGACCAUGGAGGAGCUGUUCAACAACCGCAGGCUUUUCAAGGCGCAGGUCAUUGAGUGUGUUCAGAAGGAACUCGACCAAUUCGGCCUACGCAUUUACAACGCCAACGUCAAGGAGCUACAUGACGUCGGAGACUCGCGCUACUUCGAAUCGCUGGCUCGCAAAGCACAUGAAGGCGCGCAAAGCCAGGCACAGGUCGACGUCGCCAAUGCUCGCAUGAUCGGACGCAUCGGUGAGGCGGAGAAGGAUGGCGAAACCAAACAAAAGAUUGCGAAAAUCGAUGCUCAGACUGCCGUCCUUGCCACCGAGCGCAAAGUCGAGAAGGCCAACGCAGACGCACAGCUCAAGUCGAGGGAGAUCCAGAUCGCACGCGAGAUCGACCUUGAGCAGAUUGCGGCUUCGCGCGCAGCGGAGGAGAGAGAUGCAGAGCUACAGAAGGGUGUCGAGGAGAAGCGUGCUGGCAUGGAAUUGGAGAGGCUGCGUGCUACGACUGUUGUGCAAGCAAAGAUUGCUCGUGAAUCUGCGGAGCAGAAGGCUGAUGCCGACUACUACUCCUCUCAAAAGCAGGCCGAUGCGCACCAAUACAACCAGAAUGCUGAGACCGAGGCGGUGUACCAGCGUGGUGCUCGUGACGCGGAAGCAGAGCUCUUCAAGCGGACCAAGGAAGCCGAAGGACGACGUGUCGAUGCAGAGGCCGACUUCUUCGCGAAGCAAAAGGAAGCUGAGGCGUCGUACCUGGCGCAGAAGAAAGAGUCCGAAGGUCUUAUCGAGAUGGCCGAAGCAUAUGAUGCGCUCGCCAACGUCAUGGGCGGACCGCAAGGCCUCUUGAACUUCCUCAUGCUGGAGAGGGGCGUGCACGAGAAGCUCGCAGCCCAGAACGCGAAGGCCAUCAACGGACUGCAGCCAAAGAUCAAUGUCUGGAAUACCGGCAACCAGGAGGGUGUCGAUUCGACUGCGCCGAUCAGGAAUCUGUUCCAGAGCUUGCCUCCGCUGCUCAGCACCAUCCACGAUCAGACGGGAAUUCAGCCGCCUGCGUGGUUGGCUCAGAUGCCCCAAGGGCAGAAUGGAGAGAUGUCGGCGGAGGAGAAGCAGGCGCUGCAGCAGAAGCAGAAGAUGGUUAAUGGGCAUAGCUGA